GAAGGUUCUAUCCAACCCGAAUGUCUUUCAAUUGGCCAACAUUUGUGCUGACUCUGCUCUUCGUAAGUGGCUGCGAGGCUCAGCUGUUUGCACAGCCGUCAAACGUGGUUUACACAACCUAUUUACAAAGAGUGGGAGGCGGAAGUGGCGCCACUCAGCUGCCAAAUCAUGUGACCGUUCAACGUGGCCAAACACAAAUUAUUAAGCCGGCUCAGUUACAUGAAAUCAUGGAUGGCGAGGCGCUGGAGCUGGCGCCAUUGUUGCAGCAAUUGUUAAGCCAAACUGUGCCAAAUUGGCAGCAAUCUCAGCAGCAGGAGUUACAGCAACAACAGCAGCAACAACAACAACAAACACAGCAGCAGCAGCCGCUACACUUUUUUGUUUAUGAAAACUCGCAGCCUGUGCGGCUGACAAGUCAACAACCUCAAAUAUUGCCAGGGUUCAAUGGCGUCAACGUACAGCAACAGCAGCAGCCACAAUCGACAUCGAUGCCAAUUCAGCUGCAACAACAACAACCACAGCAACAGCAAUAUAUAGAAACAGCGCCAAAAAGUGUUGCGGCAAUUCGGCCGAUUGCAGGAGGCGUUUUUGUGGCGCCAACAGCAACUUUGGCUCACGGCAUUCAACCUACGAUCUCAAGCCAAGCGCAAAAUGCGCCGGAAGCAACCUCAUGCAAACGCUGCUGUCCGGAGGAUGUGGAGGCGGCUGCCACGCCCUGUCCCUGCUGCCAAGUAAGCAUUCCCUUGCUGAGUGCAGCUGCGCUCAAGGCGACAGUUGGUUAAUAGCAUUUAAUUAAAUAAACAAUAGCUGGAGAGAGUCUUAAGCU
Drosophila albomicans is the source of this 826-nucleotide messenger RNA. Its product is annotated as cytoplasmic polyadenylation element-binding protein. The transcript has 3 exons. The record is from RefSeq and is a predicted model, not a curated record. NCBI's taxonomy places the organism in Eukaryota, Metazoa, Arthropoda, Insecta, Diptera, Drosophilidae. The coding region runs from base 21 to 782 and encodes 253 amino acids.